AUGUCCUGUAUUGGUCAAGAGAAGCAGAAGGAUGAAGGUGAGCAGCAGACGGUGAGAAGGAGAACGCUGCAGACUGGACAUCGAGACACGCUUGCGGGUCUUUUCGAGGAACUGAAAAACAUGGUGUGUCCAUCCAGUCAAUCAAAUCAUAACUGUGAGGCUUCUUAUAAUCAGAGAAGUCCUGCCAAGUGGAAAAUCCUAGAUCAUGCCAUGGGAUUUCUUCUGGAGAAAGAGGCUUACCUCAGCAAACUCCUUGCACUGAAAGAAGUUUAUCUUGAUGAUGAUGGAGGACUGAAGAGUUUGGAAGACAUGCGAGAACAGUACAGGAGUCUCUAUUCCAGACACACAUUGCACAUCAGUAGCCACAGCUGUACAGCUUGUGUUCCUGUUGUAGCUGAGGACCACGAGAGCAGUGAGGUCGACUCGACUGGUGAAGAUACAGACGCUCAGUCCCAGUCAUCUGGGACGUCUGUCCCUAAUAUCCAAGAAUUUGAGGGAUAUCUCUUUUUCUACAGCGAGACUAUUGAGCUCCUUUUGCGCAGUGGAGUGCUUUCUCCAGAUCAGACGGGUCUUCCUGUAGUGUCCGAGGCCAUCUCUGGCUUGUGGAGCUCUCUUCCUCCAGAGCGUAGAGAGGAAGCACAGCAACACGCUCUAGGCCAGAGAUCUGCCUCCUGGGAAAGCCAAACUGAGAUCAGUGCCUCACAUCUCACCAGCUUAGAUCCAUCUGCGUCUUACACUGUUGAGGAGGAUCUACUACAGGAUGCCUAUGAUGUGGUGCAGAGAGAUAUGGAUACUGCUUCAGUAAACAGGCCUGCAGUACUGCAGAGCUGUGACUAUGAGAAGCUGAAGCAAAUCUACAAGGACAUCUCAGGCUUCAUCUGGAACCACGUGGCUCAGGAUCAGGAGCUUCCACAGUUAGAAAGAGCUGAGGACCUGCCUCAAGCAUCUGAGUAUGAAGAGCAUCUCCUGAUGUGUUCAGAAAGCUUCGAUGACGAUUUCUAG
Molecule: messenger RNA, 1002 nt
Organism: Tachysurus vachellii
Lineage: Eukaryota; Metazoa; Chordata; Actinopteri; Siluriformes; Bagridae
Product: stimulated by retinoic acid gene 8 protein-like
Exons: 8
Coding region: 1-1002 (333 amino acids)
Biological process (GO): meiotic cell cycle; cellular response to retinoic acid
Source: RefSeq, a predicted model, not a curated record